Molecule: messenger RNA, 2876 nt
Organism: Opisthorchis viverrini
Lineage: Eukaryota; Metazoa; Platyhelminthes; Trematoda; Opisthorchiida; Opisthorchiidae
Exons: 14
Biological process (GO): biosynthetic process
Cellular component (GO): mitochondrion; cytoplasm
Molecular function (GO): L-kynurenine:2-oxoglutarate transaminase activity; metal ion binding; pyridoxal phosphate binding
Source: RefSeq, a predicted model, not a curated record
GUGCUACGGAGCUUCUGGUCAGGACUUCCUCCCACCUGCAUUGUUCAAAGAUGGGGGCAAGUCCUCAGUCAGUGCUUGUCUGAUCUGUUUGCUUGGAUUAAGGAAAAAGAGUCUGUCCCAGACAACUGGGGCAGUCGGUGAUGGUGCCCAUUUCGAAAAAGGAGCUCGUCACAUCUCUCAGUGUUGUGUAACUUUACACAAAUUCACUCCUUGGUUCACUUUACCACCCCGCCACUGUACCUCUUCAUCUCCCAACAGGGAACGUGAUGAACAGGAGUGGCUGGCACGUGAAGCUCGUGCUCAGCAGGAGUGGGCUGAAGAACAGCGCCGCCGAGAAGAAACCAGACAGAAAGAGAUAGAGACACAGGACAUUGUUUCGGUUGAGUCGGAUGAUACGACCGACCUACCGCCGUGGCAUCACCCUCCGUUACCUUCAACCGUACCUGUACCACCAGUAACUCUUCCGACCUACCGCCGUGGCAUCACCCUCCGUUACCUUCAACCGUACCUGUACCACCAGUUAACUCUUCCAAUCGCCCACCACAAGAACGGUGCAGCUUUUUUCGCAAAACAGGAACAUGCCGUUACGGGUUUAGGUACUCUGUCUGCGGAUGAGGAAUCUGCGCUGUGUGCGGAUUACGUGGAAUUCUAUCACGAUGUCCGGGAUGAACUGGAGGCUCGAUGGGGUCGUGUGGCUGCUCUGCGCACCUGUCGAAAUCGGACUGAACAUCUACGUGGCACCGUUUACGUGGAAUUCGCCUUGGGAUCGGGUGCCACCUGGGACGCGGCCGAAGCAUGCGCUGGUCGGUGGUUUGCUGGACGUCAGCUUACGUGCAUGGUGGUUAGGUUGGGCGGUGGUUGGCGUGAAGCCAUAUGUGGUCUACACCACCGCCGGCGUUGUCCAAAAGGCGAUUCGAAGUGCAACUUCCUGCACGUUUUCCUGAACCCCGGUGAAACGGUCACUGACUUGCACAAGGCGCUGAAGCUUCAGCUUGGUGAGUUGCCACCUGCCGAACGCGGUCGGGAAAACGCAGAACGGCGACGCCGAAACACUCGGGUAACGAUCAAUAAACUGUUGCAGAAUUACCAAGUAGUCAACUUGGGACAAGGUUUUCCAGAAUGUCUUCCACCUGCGCACUUGUUGGCUAAUCUCAGCGCUCUGGCUUCGCCCAGUGUCAACCCUUUGUUGCAUCAGUACACUCGCUCAAUGGGUCAUCCUCGGUUGGUGACAGUGCUCAGCAAAUUGUACACACCAUUUCUCCGGUGCGAUCCGCAUCGGUAUGCGACCGCAGACGCAGCCCUCCAACGGGAUUCUUUUGCGCCCACACGCGAGAUUGACCCGAUGAAUGAAAUAAUUGUAUCGGUUGGAGCUUACGGAUCUCUGUACGCAGCCAUUUCCUGCCUGAUUAACCCCGGUGACGAAGUGAUUAUCAUGGACCCAAGUUUUGAUUGCUACACUCCGAUGACUGUCGGUGCCGGAGGUAUUCCGGUUCAUGUUGCGUUGAGGCCAACACCGGAUGCCCGUACCAGUAAUGAUUGGAAGCUGGAUCUGAAGGAAUUGGAAUCGAAAAUCACCAAGAAAACAAAGAUGAUCAUUCUGAAUACCCCUCACAAUCCCUUGGGUAAGGUGUUCACUGAAGAAGAACUCGAGAUGAUUGCGGACCUGUGCAUCCGACACGAUUUGGUAUGCGUAUCUGACGAAGUAUACGAGUGGCUUGUUUUCCCGCCGAAUAAACACAUCAAAAUAGCCUCACUUCCAGGCAUGUGGGGUCGAACCUUGACAAUCGGCAGUGCUGGGAAAACAUUCAGCGUGACGGGAUGGAAACUGGGCUGGACCAUAGGCCCGGAGAAAUUUAUUCAAGGGAUGCAGCUACACCAGCAAAACACUGUCUACACUUGUCCCACUCCAACUCAGGAGGCUGUGGCUCGAAGUUUAGAGGAAGAAACGACGCUUUUGUCCACCGGGAAAUCCUAUUUUCACGAGAUGUGUGAUGUUAUCGAACCCAAAGGAAAAACCAUGGUCAAACGAUUGGACCAAAUUGGGAUGCGGGCUCUUCAACCCAUGGGUGGCUACUUUCUGGUCGCUGAUGUGGCCUCGUGGCCGAUACCGAAGGAUCAAUUAGAAGACGAUCCCGCAUUAACUUAUGAUGUUGUGGUGAACAACUGGUUGAUCAAACACAAGGAGGAUUCGACACUUGAAAAGGCGUACAAGGCUCUGGAACAGUAAUCUCUCUAGAAUUUCAAUGAUCUCCAUAUCGGCAAUCAUAAAGGGUACUGAUUCCUCAUCCAAACCGGUUACCGGGCAUAUCAUUGAUUGUUUGUACUGUGCUAAGUUUUCGUACAAAAUUGACUUUCUCCCUUCUUCAUUAUUGGUGGUGCACUUGAAUCUGGGUGGCGAAGACCAGGCUUCGAAACCAAUACAUGUCCGCUGGCGUCUAAGCACGAUGUGUGUGAACGACGGAUAAUAAAUUUCGUUGCGAUGAACUAGACAUCUCAUGGAGAGGAAGUCAGCGCCGCCAAAUAUGAGGUCCCAGUUUUCCGCGCAUCGAUGUCCAGCUGUGGGCAUUCAAUCUGUGGGCGGAUGAAAACCCCAUGGUUGAGAUGGAAAAGGCACGCUUAGCUUCGACAGGAUGGCAUAUGCAUCCAAGCAGUCCAGCUUCGAUUGAUUGCCGGAACUCAUGCUUGUCCCACGAUUGUCGUUCACUUGGAAGUUGUGUAAACACCCUUCACGCUCCAUCAAGGUCACACUGUGAUGUGCAUCCAGACAGAGGGCAGCUCUAUCGUUGUUGUCCCAUAAGGUUGCUGAAAACCUCCAACUUCUUGGGGCUUGCCUUGUCCCCGAAUUCUCAUGAAAAUUGCAGGCUUUAUGGCCAGAA